AUGCAGUCUCUACGAGUUCUAUCAAGGCUACCGGCAUCUCGCAUCGGCCUGCGAUCAACCCAGGCAUACACCCAGCUGCGCACAGCGACGAGCUCGUCCACAUCAUCCGCCUCCGGACCCGCGCGCAAGAGCGUCACCAUCGCCAAUGACACAGGGCGAGUUCCUUGGUCUGAGUUGUCAUGGAAAGAAAGAGGAGCACGCACAACACAACAAUCAGCAAACUUUGCUGUCGUCAUCCUCGGCCUCGUCAUGACUGGCGGUGUAGCGACCGUUCUCUGGCUGGAAGUCUUCAGCAGCGACAGCAAAACCGCCGUCUACAACCGCGCCUUCGAACGCGUCAGGACCGAUCCUAAAUGUAUAGAUAUCCUUGCUGGAAGAGGAAAGGGUGGAGAGAUUGAGGCUUGGGGAGAAAACGCUGUGCGCAACAGUCGCUUUGCGAGAGAUCACAUUUCCUCGAAAUCUGAAACGGACGGUAUCGGAACGACACACAUGCGGAUGCACUUCCACGUUGGUGGCUCACUAGCCGUGGGCACCGUCAAUGUGCACAUGACGAAACGCAGGGACGAAAGUGACUUCAAGUACCAUCACCUAGCUCUGGAUGUACCUGGUCACGAACGCAUUUGGCUCGAGAAUGCAGAGGCUUGGAAACUCGACAAAAGAGCAUCAGGCAAGAUGUUCGGUGUAAGAUGGUGGUGA
Messenger RNA from Aureobasidium pullulans EXF-150, 696 nucleotides. Its product is annotated as mitochondrial import inner membrane translocase subunit tim21. The record is from RefSeq and is a predicted model, not a curated record. NCBI's taxonomy places the organism in Eukaryota, Fungi, Ascomycota, Dothideomycetes, Dothideales, Saccotheciaceae. Gene Ontology annotation, biological process: protein import into mitochondrial matrix. Bases 1 to 696 code for a protein of 231 amino acids. The transcript has 2 exons. Gene Ontology annotation, cellular component: TIM23 mitochondrial import inner membrane translocase complex.